AUGCGAGUUCUGUGCACUCUUCAAGAACGAUGGAUGGCUGAGCGAAAAGCACGAAAGUCGAUUCGCUUUGAAACCGAUCCAGAAUGGCAGCCAGAUGAUCGAGUAGUUCUCUUCCAAGAGUUCUAUAAAGGAAAUCGAACUUGGGUUCUAUUAGACUUCGACCGAUAUAUCUUAACCCAGUGGCGACCGCGUGGCUCUGAAGUGAUUUUCGGCGCCCGAUUUGUGGAAAAGAAAAUGCGUGCCGGAAUGCAACUGUGCGCUUGGUGUGGAAUGAUUGAACAACAGCCCAACCAAUUCUCACAAUUCAUGGACGACAAAGCCGUUUGCUCACCUCAAUGCUGGGAAUUAUUGCAAGCAUCCACCAAGACUACUGAUCCUCAAACGAAAUAA
Cooperia oncophora is the source of this 390-nucleotide messenger RNA. Lineage: Eukaryota; Metazoa; Nematoda; Chromadorea; Rhabditida; Trichostrongylidae. The record is from the annotation of a GenBank genome assembly.